Messenger RNA from Crotalus tigris (Tiger rattlesnake), 4961 nucleotides. RefSeq names its product apoptotic peptidase activating factor 1 (gene APAF1). The transcript has 27 exons. Gene Ontology annotation, cellular component: apoptosome. Gene Ontology annotation, molecular function: ADP binding; protein binding. The coding region runs from base 508 to 4254 and encodes 1248 amino acids. Lineage: Eukaryota; Metazoa; Chordata; Lepidosauria; Squamata; Viperidae. The record is from RefSeq and is a predicted model, not a curated record. Gene Ontology annotation, biological process: regulation of apoptotic process; apoptotic signaling pathway.
CGCGGUGCGAGUAGCGGGGAGGCGCGCGCUCGCAGACAGUCACAGCGGUCUCUUUGCCUUGUCAGGCGCGAGCUGAGCCAAGACGGUGAGCAAGUGGCUCGGGCACGAGGCGUCGGCUUUGUUAGCUCGAGCCUCGUGGCUGCCGGGCGGCGACCCGCUCCGCUUCUUCGAGCUACUCUUCCCGAGGAACUUUGGCGGACGCUCGCCUCUGCUUUACCCCGCCCCUCUCGCUUUUUGCCUCCUCGAUUCGCCUCGCGAAAGAGGAAAUGGCUGCUAGUUCCCGAGUGCCCGUCCCGAGGGCAACUGAAAUGGGGUGAAGGUUGAGAGGUGUGAAGGGCUUUAUCGGGGCCGCCCGCUUCCGUUCCCACGAACGCUGCUUACGCCUCCAGGUAACCUUGCAGCAAGCCUGAGGGCGGGGAGACGGUAGACGAGACGAUGAGAGAGAGAGAGAGAAAAUAAAAGCGUGUUGAAGCUCAUAGAAUUACUCAGCUAAAAGGAACAAUAAACAUGGACGAGAGAGCUAGAAGUUAUUUGAUUCAGAACCGCCAAGCUUUGGAAAGUGAUAUCAAGACAUCUUAUAUAAUGGAUCAUAUGGUUGCUGAUGAUAUCUUGACAGAGAUGGAAGAAGAGAAAGUAAAAGCUCAGACUACACGAAAAGAACAGGCAGCCAUGCUUCUAAAAUUAAUUAUUGCCAAAGAUAAUUUUGCAUAUAUAUCUUUCUAUAAUGCUUUACGACAGGAAGGAUACAAAGAUCUUGCUGCUCUCCUUCAAGAUGGCCUCUCUAUUAUUUCAUCUUCAAAUAAAAAAAAUUCUGAGACUGGUAUAACUUCAUAUGUUAAGACUACCCUUUGUGAAGGUGGAGUUCCACAGAGGCCAGUAGUAUUUGUUACUCGUCCAGAAUUACUAAAAAAAAUACAGCAUAACCUAUACGGGUUAGGAAAUGAUCCGGGAUGGGUGAUUAUUUACGGCAUGGCAGGUUGUGGAAAGUCUGUUUUGGCAGCAGAAACUCUACGUAACCAUGAUCUUUUAAAAGAUUGUUUCCCAGGAGGAGUGCAUUGGGUUUCUGUUGGAAAACAGGAUAAAGCAGGUCUGCUAAUGAAACUCCAAAAUCUUUGCCGGAGAUUAGAUCAGGACUUCACUUAUUCACAAAGGCCACCAUUUAAUAUUGAGGAAGCAAAAGAUCGCCUUCGUUUGUUGCUGUUGCGCACAAGCCCAAGAUCUCUCUUGAUACUUGAUGAUAUUUGGGAUUCCUGGGUUUUAAAAGCUUUUGAUAAUCAGUGUCAGAUUCUUAUCACCAGUAGAGACAGGAGUGUAGCAGAUUCUGUAACUGGCAAUAAAUAUGAAGUUUCUGUAGAAAGUGGAUUAACACAUGAAAAAGCACUUGAAAUUUUAUCCCUGUUCGUUAAUAUGAAAGUAACAGAGCUGCCAGAAAAAGCUGAUCAUAUUGUUAGAGAAUGCAAAGGUUCUCCUCUCGUGGUAUCAUUAAUAGGAGCAUUAUUGCGAGACUUUCCCAAUCGCUGGGAAUACUACCUUAGACAACUUCAAAAUAAACAGUUUAAAAGAAUACGGAAAUCGUCAUCUUAUGAUUAUGAAGCACUUGAUGAAGCAAUGUCUAUAAGUGUUGAUAUGUUGCCAGAAAAUUUUAAAGUUUAUUACAGAGAUCUUUCUGUCCUUCAAAAAGAUGUUAAAGUGCCUUCAAAGGUAUUCUGUAUUCUUUGGGAUAUGGAGACUGAAGAAGUUGAAGACAUAUUGCAAGAAUUUGUCAACAAAUCUCUCCUAUUUUGUGAUCAAAAUGGAAAAUCAUUCUGUUAUUAUUUGCAUGCUCUCCAACUUGAUUUUCUUAUGGAGAAGAAUCGCAGUGAGCUUCAAGAGCUACAUAAAAAAGUAGUUCAUCAGUUCAAGAAAUAUUAUAAGUAUAAUAUACCUAUUUCAUCAGAGGAUGACUGCAUGUAUUGGUAUAAUUUUCUGGCUUAUCAUAUGGCAGGUGCCAAUAUGCAUGAUGAGCUAUGUGCUCUCAUGUUCUCAUUAGAUUGGAUUAAAAUAAAAACAGAAUUAGUAGGGCCUGCUCAUUUGAUUCAUGAAUAUGUUGAAUACAGUAAAAUACUGGAUCAGAAGGAUCCUAAUGCACGUGAAAACUUCCAGGAAUUUCUGUCCUUGAAUGGGCAUCUCCUUGGACAUCUUCCAUUUCUAGACAUUGUACAGCUGGGACUGUGUCAGCCAGAAAAUUCAGAAGUGUAUCGACAAGCAAAACUGCAAGCUCAGCAAGAACUUAGUAAAGGAUCGCUUUAUGUGGAAUGGAUCAAUAAAACAUCAGUGAAGAAUAUGUACCGUUUGGUUAUGCAUCCACAUACAGAUGCCGUUUACCAUGCUUGUUUUUCCCAGGACCAUCAAAGAAUAGCUACAUGUGGAGCUGAUAAAACUUUGCAGGUUUUCAAAACUGAAAGUGGAGAAAAGCUCCUAGAAGUAAAAGCUCAUGAUGAUGAAGUGCUCUGCUGUGCUUUUUCGAUGGAUGACAGAUUUCUAGCCACUUGUUCGAUGGAUAAAAAAGUAAAAGUCUGGAACUCAAGAACAGGUGAACUUGUGUGUGAAUUCAAAGAACAUACAGAGCAGGUCAACUUCUGCCAAUUUAGUCAUCAUUUUUUGGCAACGUGUUCAAAUGAUACUUAUAUCAAACUCUGGGAUCUAAAUACUAAGUAUUGUCGCAAUACAUUGUUUGGUCAUGAAGGAUCUGUAACCCAUUGCAGAUUUUCACCAGAUGAUAAAUAUUUGGCUAGUUGUUCAGCUGAUGGAACUUUAAAGCUUUGGAAUGUGCAGUCAGCAAAUGAACUGAAAACUAUUAAUAUAGGCAACUUCUUCAGAAAUGGAGAUGGAUACCAUGAUGAUGUGGAAGUGUUAGUGAAAUGUUGUUCCUGGUCAUCUAAUGGUACAGCAAUAGUAGUAGCAGCUAAAAAUAAACUUUUUCUUGUUGAUGUUAAAACCAAGGAAUUAUUGGCAGAGGCUCUUUUGAGCCACCACAACACAAUCCAGUACUGUGACUUCUGUCCCAAUAGUCAAAUAGUAGCAGUUGCUUUAUCACAUUGUUCUGUUGAAAUAUGGAAUAUUGAAUCCAUUUCAAAAAUAGCUGAGUGCCUAGGACAUAUGAGUUGGGUACAUUCUGUGAAUUUUUCUCUUGAUGGGUCUUUUUUUGUCACCUCUUCUGAUGACCAAACAAUAAGGAUAUGGGAAACAAAUAAAGUAUGCAAAUCCUCUGCUAUUGUGUUAAAUUGUGAAAUAGAUGUUUCCUUUCUGGAUAACGAAGUCAACAUCUUGGCAAUAGAUAGUCUGAAGCAUUUGCAGCUAAUUAACGGAUCUACAGGCCUUGCUAUCUCUUUGACUGAAGAACAGAAGUCUUCUAUUUGCUGCUGUUGUUUGAGUGAAGAUCUACAAUUUGCUGCAUAUGGAGAUGAAAAUGGAAUUGUAAAGGUUUUAAAUGUAUCAGAUAGGAAUCUUUUAAAAUCCAGAAUUGGACACAGGAAAGCUGUACAGCAUUGUCAAUUUACUUCUGAUGGAAAAACUCUUAUUUCAAGCUCCGAUGAUUCAACUAUACAGGUAUGGAAUUGGCAGUCGGAGAAAUACAUUAUUCUGAAAGGACAUAAAGAACCUGUCAAGAAUUUUCAUCUUCUGAAGCAAUCAAGCCUUCUUUCAUGGUCAUUUGAUGGAACAGUUAAAGUCUGGAAUAUACUUACUGGAAAGCUAGAAAAAGAUCUUACUUGCCAUGAAGAUACUGUUCUUUCUUGUGCUGUUUCAUCUGAUGCCACUAUAUUUUCUACUACCUCUGCUGAUAAAACUGCCAAGAUAUGGAGCUUCAGAAGUUCAUCAGCUCUUCAUACUUUGAGUGGCCACAAAGAUUGUGUGAGAUGCUGUACAUUCUCUCUUAAUAAUGAAUUAUUGGCUACAGGAGAUGAUCAUGGAGAAAUAAGGAUUUGGAGUAUCUCAACAGGUAAACCUCUUCACUUGUAUUUUUCUGCCACAACAAAUGAAGGAAGAGGAGCACAUGGAGGCUGGGUGACAGGCCUUCAUUUUUCUCCUGAUAGUAAAGUGCUUGUUUCUUCUGGAGGACAUGUCAAGUGGUGGAAUGUGGAUACUAGACAAUCCUUACAAACAUUCUACACAAAUGGAACAAAUCUCAAAUCAUUGCAUGUAUCCCCUGAUUUCAAAGUAUGUGUGACACUGGAUAAUCUAGGCAUUCUUUAUGUGCUACGGAUUAUGGAAUAAAUUUAAGUUGUAAUCACUUUUAUAUUUAUAGUGUUUUGAGCCAAAAAUGAAACCUUUCCUUAUUUUUUUCUAACUUUCAUGAAACUGUGAUUUUGUUUUUACUAUACAUUAUACAUUUGUAAUUUCCUCCAAAUCAGCACAUUUUUAAAAUAAUUAAAUACUUUAAUAAGUUUUGUUCUUGGAAGUUGCACUGAAAAUAAUUACACUAUACUUUGAUCAGCGAAAAGAGCAAUAUGUGAUAAUGUAGUCAUGGAUCUAAUAGCAAAUGUUUCUAAAUCAUAAGCACAUUUGCCACUUCAAGGUUUUGUUUUAGGCUUUUUUUUCUACGUGUAAUUUUGUCUUGAAGCCUUUGGAUUGAUAGGUGUUGUCUUGAUACACAAUGUAAAUAUCCGUGGCAUAAAAUGCCUACCGGUACUUUCUGUUUCAGAGAUAAUAAUAUAAGAGCACAUGUUUCUAUCUUGCCAUUUGCUUAAAAACACAAUACAAUUUUCUAAAGCUAAAUUUUCUCCAAAAGUUUGAAUGUUGGCUUAUGUAUUUCAUUUUGAAUCAGACUGAAAUGUCACUGACAGCUAAUUGUAUUAAACCUACAAAUAAAAAAAUGUAUUGGGAAGAAUAUUUCACUUUUAAAGAUAAUGUAUGAUUAAGAUCAUUUGCAUUUUUCUUAUCUGUUUCCUUUAAAAAAAUAAAGUAUAUUUGAUUUUUUUCUA